CGAGCCCCACCCCGCUCCGCAAGUGCGGCGUCACGUGACCGCUGGCUCCGGCCCCCAGGGCCUGGUUGCUGGUUCCGCGCUCCGGCGGCUGUUCUCGCUCCGCGCGGGCGAGCGGCAGAGGUGGAGAUGGCAGCCGCCCUGCAGCGCGUCGAACGGCUGUCCAGUCGGGUGAUUCGCGUCCUGGGCUGUAACCCGGGCCCCAUGACCUUGCAGGGCACCAACACCUACCUGGUGGGGACCGGCCCCAGGAGAAUCCUCAUUGACACUGGAGAACCAGCAAUUCCAGAAUAUAUCAUCUGUUUAAAGCAGGCUCUGACAGAAUUUAACACAGCAAUCCAGGAAAUCAUAGUGACCCAUUGGCACCGUGAUCAUACCGGAGGCAUAGGAGAUAUUUGUAAAAACAUCAAUAAUGACACUACAUACUGCAUUAAAAAACUCCCACGGAAUCCCAAGAGAAAAGAAACUGUAGGAGAUGGAGAGCAACAGUAUGUUUAUGUGAAAGAUGGAGAUGUGAUUAAGACUGAAGGUGCCACGCUAAGAGUUAUAUACACACCUGGCCACACUGAUGAUCAUAUGGCCCUACUUUUAGAAGAGGAAAAUGCUCUCUUUUCUGGAGAUUGCAUCCUAGGGGAAGGAACAACCAUAUUUGAAGACCUCUAUGAUUAUAUGAGCUCCCUAAAAGAGUUAUUAAAAAUCAAAGCUAAAGUUAUAUAUCCAGGACAUGGCCCAGUAAUCCAUAAUGCCGAAGCUAAAAUUCUACAAUACAUUUCUCACAGAAAUAUCCGAGAACAGCAAAUUCUUACAUUAUUUCAUGAGAACUUUGAAAAGUCAUUCACAGCAAUGGAUCUUGUAAAAGUUAUUUACAAGGCUACUCCUGAGCAUUUACAUAAAAUGGCCGAACAUAACACCUUGCUUCAUUUGAAAAAAUUAGAAAAGGAAGGAAAAAUAUUUAGCAGCAUGGAUCCUGAGAAGAAAUGGAAAGCUCAUCUUUAGUUUCAGCUUAAAGAAAGAUUUUGUUGUUUUGUUUUUAGAGAAUGGUAUGUUUUGUUAAUUAUUAAUUAUUUACAGAGAAUAUAGCGUGUGGAACAUUGAAAAUAAUCCUAGAUAUACUUUAAAAUAACAUCAUACUUAUUCUAAAGUAUGUAAAUUACAUUUUACACCUAUAAUAUUAGCUAUUUGUCUCACCUAGGUGUUAUAACAUUUUACCAAAAAUUCAAAAUCCAACAGUUUAUCCAUUUUCAAUACAUAAAAUAAGUUUCUUUUAAAAUAAUAAAAUUUAUGUCAUUUAAACUGGAUAUUAUUCUUAGAGGUUAUUUACCUAUUACCAGUGGUCGGUAAUAACUGUUUUUUCUAGCUGCUUCAAUUAACAGCACAUUUCAGUGUAAUCCUUCCUUUUCUGCAACCUUUGUCUAUAUCUGUAGAUUACAGGCUUGUUUUCAUGUUUCUAUCAAUUAUAUCAUGUAUCAGUUCUAUACCUCUGUAUCACGUAUAUUUUCUCAUAGUGGCAUCCCACAAAUGAUUCAUGUAAAUCAACUUCUGGUAAUAGAAAAAUAUUAAAUUCCCAAUUAAAGUCAUUGUAUAUAAAUAAUUAUUUCUGUAAUCCAUUAGUACAACCAACUUACUUUCCAAAUUUAGGUUUUCAUAUAUAGUCAUCAACAUAUAUAUGAAUUAUAUACCAAAGUUUUUUAAAUUAGAAUAUUAUAGGACAGAAUUUUUUAUAAGUAGUGUUUUUAAACAGUGGUUAGGGGGCUUCCCUGGUGGUGCAGUGGUUAAGAAUCCACCUGCCAGUGCAGGGGACAUGAGUUCGAGCCCUGGUCCGGGAAGAUCCCACGUGCCGUGGAGCAACUAAGCCCGUGCGCCAUGACUACUGAGCCUGCACUCUUAGAGCCCAUGAGCCACAACUGCUGAACCCGCGUACCACAACUACGGAAGCCCGUGCGCCUAGAGCCCGUGCUCCGCAACAAGAGAAGCCACGGCAAUGAGAAGCCCGCGCACCGCAACGAAGAGCGGCCCCUGCUCGCCGCAACUAGAGAAAACCCGCGCGCAGCAACGAAGACCCAACGCAGCCAAAAAUAAAUAAUUUUUUAAAAAAUAGAUAAGCAACAAGCAUACCUAUUUAAAAUAAAUAGUGGUUAGGUUCUAAGGUAGCCCACCAAUGCUUAUUUAACCCAUAAG
Messenger RNA from Eubalaena glacialis (North Atlantic right whale), 2175 nucleotides. It is a transcript of the gene LACTB2, whose product is annotated as lactamase beta 2. Gene Ontology annotation, cellular component: mitochondrial matrix. Gene Ontology annotation, molecular function: single-stranded RNA binding; RNA endonuclease activity. The record is from RefSeq and is a predicted model, not a curated record. Bases 127 to 993 code for a protein of 288 amino acids. NCBI's taxonomy places the organism in Eukaryota, Metazoa, Chordata, Mammalia, Artiodactyla, Balaenidae. The transcript is spliced from 7 exons.